AAUCAAAACAAAAACAUACAUAUAUAGAUUUGCUCCUAAAAAAGAAACAAAAGUAGCAAUGGGUUACAAUCAAAUUGUGGUGGCUCUCCUCCUCCUGGCCACGGCGACUCCUCUUGCCUACGGCCUAAUCCCGAGCUUGCCCGGCCUAAUCCCGAAUUUGCCCGUCCCAAUCCCGAAUUUGCCCGGCCUAAUCUCGAAUUUGCUCGGCCUAAUUAAUGCGGCCAACGUCACGGGAAGAAUCUGCUGCACACCCACUGGAAACUGCGACAAUGGGUCGGUAGGGAUCCCGGGAGUUGCGGUGAACCUGAACUGCACCACUCCCUCAGGGUCGGUGAUGACACUCGCCCGGGGCAUCACCCGCCUUGAUGGAACCUUUGCCCUCCUUGUGAAUAAUAUAAAUAACUUGUUAGGCUUACAACUCGGCGGAAUCACCCGACUCCUACCACAAUGUAGGGUCGUUGUUAGCCUUCCUCUCAAUUCCACAGUCUGUCCCGUCCUCAGCACGGGGACCCUCGCACUUACCGGCGCUACUGCUCUCGUGAGCGUCGUCCAAGACGAGGUGCGCGGUCUCGUUGGAAAUUUCGCUACGUUGGUGUUUUCCAGAGUCUCCGUUAAUACUUAAUUAAGGGGUGGUAAUAUUACAUACUAUCAUAAAUAAAAGUCUUCUCUAUUUAGGCACGAGAUAAUAAUUAAAAUGUAGAAAUCUAAGCAAGGCACUAACCAUGCUUAUAUGCAUGCAUAUUAUUGUACUUUGUUUUGAUGCUUCAUUUUGUGAACAAUAAUAAAUCAUGGAGGAUAUUAAUUAUA
Messenger RNA from Salvia splendens (bonfire salvia), 807 nucleotides. RefSeq lists its product as uncharacterized. The transcript is spliced from 2 exons. NCBI's taxonomy places the organism in Eukaryota, Viridiplantae, Streptophyta, Magnoliopsida, Lamiales, Lamiaceae. Bases 59 to 622 code for a protein of 187 amino acids. The record is from RefSeq and is a predicted model, not a curated record.